Cinara cedri is the source of this 5136-nucleotide messenger RNA. The record is from the annotation of a GenBank genome assembly. NCBI's taxonomy places the organism in Eukaryota, Metazoa, Arthropoda, Insecta, Hemiptera, Aphididae.
AAAGGUCGUUGAAGGGGGAGAAGUGAAACGAAAUUAAUAAUCACGACCGUGCAAUAUUUGAAUAUAUUCAUUCGCCACUAGACUCUAUUAGACUCCAGUUCCCUUUUACUUAAGUGCCUAAAUUGACUCAUUGAAAAAAUGUUGGCAAAAACUUUUUUGGUCGUUUUCCUAGCGAUAAUCGCCGUGUCGAUCGCCAAGGUAAGGAAACAAUAUCCAUGAUUAUAAUUUAAAAAUAUUCCCACAAUAAUAUUAUUUGUUUCGAUAAAUAAAUAUACUAUGUAUUUUAAUUUGACGCUUUAGGGCGAUGAAAAUGUUAUCAACGUAGCCCUUGACUCCGGAUCUCACAUACUCAAAGCCAUUUUGAAGUCAGUUUCCGAUGACGGGGAAAAAUACGCUCUUGACUUUAACUCGUUGUACAAGAAGUACGAAAUCGAUACCAAAGCGGAACAAGCUAAAAGUUUUCUGGAAUCACAGGUAACUUCUUAAAUAUUUUCGGAAUAUUUAACAGGAGAUUCAUUAUAAGUCGUACUCGAUGGUAAAAAAAACAGCGGAAUGAAGUCCGCAUUUUUUUUUUUUUAUUGGAGUUUUAAUAUCAAAAUUCGACGAAAAUCGUAAAUCGUUUAUUGUUGCUUACAGAUAUAAAUUAAAUAACUUUAUUUAUCUUACUUUUUCAACUUCCCAUCUACAAUAGUGGCACACCGCCAUCCUCAGUAUCUUCUUUUAUUUUCUAUGUAGUUUAUAUUGUCCACGGUACAGCAAAGAGCGGGCGAUAAAUUGUUAUGAAUAUUUUUAUAAAUAUCAUUAAUAUUUUUGAAGGAUGGAAACCGUUUUACUACUUAUUACUUACUUUACAAUUCUCUCCAAAAUCUGUUCGGUUAUAUUUUUCUGAUAUCUUUUUAGAUUCUGAGAGGAACGAGAAAUGGAUUGAUUUUACAAUGUUGUUUAUUAUUUUUUUUUAUAUAGAGUGUACACAAAUUUCACCAGAAUUCUUGAUUCGUGUAUUAAAUACACGUUUUCUGAAAGGUAAUUUUAUCUAGGUAGUACUUAAAGAAGGUCAGUUUUCGAUUUUCCAGCAGUUUUCAUAAUAAUCAGUUAAAACGGGAAAAUGUAUUAUUUUUAAUUUUGUUUCUUUAUUGUAAUUCAUUUAUAAAUAUAGGUUUAUACGUCUCUAUACGUAAUGACGUAAAAUUUGGACAUAAAACAUAUAUUUGUCAUUUAUAGGCAUGGAAAACCUAGUCUUUCAAAACACUUGAGCCAUUUUUGAGCUAUUGAUUGAAAUUGUAAUUUUGCGUGGUUUUUCACGUCAUUUUUAUCCGGUAGGUACUCUGUGGUUUUAAUUAAGUACCUUGUAAAUAUAUUUUGAUAUCACGAAUGAGUCAUAGAAUAAUUAUUAUCGUCUACAGGAAAACGUCCAGUGUGACUAUUUACAACAAUAAAACGAUUUAAACAGUUUAAUUGAUAGUAAACGAAAAAAUCACGAGUGAAUAUUAUUAUUAUUGUUGUUAAACGCAUUGUAUGUAAUAAUUACUACCUAAUAAAAUUACAUAUAAUUAGUUUAAUACAAUUGUAUUAUAAUCGAGUUCCGAGACAAAAAGUAAAAGCACAUACAAAAUAUUAAUUAUAAUAUUAAAUGCGUGCUGCUACCAAUGAGAUACAAAAGAUAAUCGCAAUUAUUAGGUUUAUUAAAAAAAAAAAUGAUACUUGAUAAAAAUUGUACCAUAUAUAAUAAGAUAUCGCACGCAUUUUACAUAACAUUAUAAAUUAUAUUGUACACACAUUUAAUAAUUUAAAAUAUUUAAAUACAUUUUACCUAUAUUACACUUAUAAUGAGCAUGCGUUAUCAACGAGUAUAAGUAUAAAAACGUAUGGAAAAAAGACGUCCAAGGACAAUGGUCACGGGUGCAGCCACUGUUAUAAAAAAUACCUGUAAGCAACAAUAAACCAUUGCUUACGAAAAAACGAUUCUGAACGGAGUUUAGUUGAUAGUGAUGCUUUGUCAACAAUGUAUGUCAUUUUAUAGUAAAAUAAUUAAAUAGAUUUUAUAUAUUUUUUUUAAUAAUAUUUGCGAAAUUGCAGGUAGAAAAGUUAUGCACAAAAAAAAGAAGACCGUAAUAUAUUUUAACAAAUACCUACAUUUCUUAUAUUUUCCUAUUUUUUUUUUCAGUUUUUCUAAUUUUAUGAGAAAGCUCUUGAUUUUGUUAUAUGUGGUGCUAUCAUUUUAAUGAUAACGAGUUUAACAAAAAGGGCUGUAUAUAAAAGAGCUGACAAUAUAAGGAUACCUUAUCACUCUUUAAAUUUUUUAAAAAAAAAAAACAUAAAACAACAAUAAUACACUAAAAUUGUAUUUAACAAAAAAAAAGCUGAUAUUGGGCACGGUUGUGCUACUAUUGUUGAUGGAAAAUUGGGAAUAUCGGAUACAUUAGGUUAUUAAAUUGAUAUCUGUGCGCUACGAUAAAUCACUGCGCAACAAUAUAUAAUUCUGAUCGAAGGACAUCGUUGGACAUGUCUUUAAAUUUAAAAACGUGUUUUUUUUAUAUUUACAAUUUUCGUCAAAAAAAAAAUACUACAUCAUGCUCAAAUUUUAUUUUUUUACAACCAAAUGAAACUUAUAGUGAACUGCGUAUUAAAUUUUCUAACAUUUCUGUUCGGUCAAACAAUUUAAUCAACGUAAAACCAAAUAAAACUAGAAAAACUCAAAAACAUCAACUAAAUAAAAACCUAAAAAGCGUUGGACGUUUUGAAAAUUGUACAACGUUUAGAAAAGACAAUUAUAGAUAUUUUGUGAAACUUGCAGGUCUUUCAAACCGAGUUACAAUAAAAACUUAUUCAAUAAUUGAAACUAAUAAUCCCAUACAUUUUCCAGUAUUUUUUACGUUUUAGACUUGAAAAGAAACAUGGAAUUUAUUGGUUUUACAAUGCGAAAAUUCUACCAGAAAUUUACUUCGAUGUACCAAGUGUACUAUCUUUUCUAAAGAAAAUUGUAUAUAGUUGGUACUUUAAGAUGGCCAUUUUCUGAUUUUUUAACUAGUUUUCAUGAAAAUUGGGAAAAACUAAGUAAAAUCGUAGGAAAAACGGGAAAAUUUACGAAAAUAAUUCUUUGACAAUUUUAAAUUUUGUUCUUUGGUUGUAAUUCAAUUCAAAAUGUUCGUAGAGACUUGAAAUUUGAAUAGACAAAUUAUUUUUGUCUUUUUUGGACGUGGUAAAAUUUUAAACCUAUUUGAGAUAUUUUUAAACCUUUUAAUUAUUUUUUAUAAGAAUUUUAAUUUCAAAUUUUAAUGAAAAUCGUAAAUAUUAUGGCCUUUUAAAACACAUUCAACUGAAUUCCGUUUAAAGUCGUUUUUUGUUAGCAAUAAUUAAUCGGUAUACUCAGAUAUAAAAUAAAAUAUUAUUAUAUUAUAAAAUAAAUUAUAUAAUAUGUAUUCUACCUUCCCUACUUCUAACCAACAAAAAUAACCCACACAUCGUGCGAGGUAUGUCUGUAUUUUUAUUCAUGAUUUCCCCAAUUAUUAAAAAUCCACAUAGAAAAUUAAAAAACUAGCUCUGCAAUGAACCAACACGAUUUAAAAUGCAACAAAAAAUAACUCUAGGCAUUUUUUGAUUGGUGCAAGAUUUCUGGCAGAAGGGUUUUUUACUGCAGACAGAAAAAUUUCAAAAAAUAGUGCCUUUCUUAAGUAGGAAACCCAAUACAUUCCUCACUCCGUUCAGAACCUUAUAUUACAAAAAAAAUGUUCUCAUGGCUAUUUGUUUUAAUCAAUGAUAUUUUUCUCGCUUAUAAAUUAUAGACCUAAAUAUGCAUGGCUAAAAUGUUUGAAAAAUCAACUCCCAAAUCCCCAAUAACCCGCUGUUGUGAUUAUUCUGUCAAUAAUGCUUGCGCACGUCUAUGGAGUUAAAUUUUAAUCUAUGCGAUGUUUUAAUAUACAUUAUAUUAAAAUAUUUUAUAGUACAAAAUAGGAUCCGGGCUCACCAACGAAUACUUCAAGAAAAUCAACGUCGAAGGCGAAGAAAAUCUAAAGAAGUCUAUCGCUGAGGUCAAGAAACACGACACUGUGUUAGCCGAUAAACUGUACAAAUUCUACGAAAAGUCGUGCGAAUCGGACAGACUUGCUGAAGAAAUCUUCAAAUACGUGUCGGACUCAGAUAGAGUUAAUGGCGCACUUGAAAAAGUCAAAUCCUCCCUGAGUCCAUUGGAAGAUAAAAUUAUCGAUUUCAUCAAGAAGUUCGAGGUAAGAAUUAAAGCAAUGCCUGAAAUUUCCGCGCACUCGCGUUCAACAUAAAAUUAUAUGUAAUUUUUUUGAUGAUUACCUUGAUGCACAUCAAUAGUUGUGAAUACUUGAAAUAUAUAACGUUAUGUUUUCACGUUUCAGGGCAUUGUUCUUGAACACACGCCUAAGAAAGGCAAAGGACAUAAAUGAGAAUUCAUCAACUUGAACCAACGAUGAUGCGCAUAAAACGCAACACUGUACAGCAUUGAGCUGUAUGUUUAAACUUUUAUACAAAUUAAACAAAUUCCAUACGACUAUUAUAUAAUACUAUGUAUACCUACUUGAAAUAAACAUUUUUAAUUCAAUAUAAUAUUUUAUCGAUUAAUAAAGAAAAACACACAAUCCAAACGUAACAAAAUAUCUGUCUAGUUGUUAAUAUCGUACCUAUCUCGGUUCUCUAUUAUCUCUAUUAAGUCAACCAUGAAAAGCAUUAAUAAUGCAAACAAAAUAAAUUGAUUGUUGUAAUAAAAUUACGUAAAAAAUUGUGUUCAAAAAAUACUAAAAAAGAAAAUAUGCAAUAUACAUAAUAAUCCAUAGCAGUUUAGUAAACCGAAAACGAAAGUAAUAUUUGAAUAAUAACACGAGAAAAAAUACGGUAUAUCGAUCAUGUUAAUUUUCCAACCGAUUUCAAAAUUACGAAGCUAAAACAAUAACAUUGCAAAUUAAUAAUAAUUCCACCACAUGAAAUACGUCAAAUUUGACCUUAGUUUGGACUCUACAUACGAUUCGUUUCAUCGGUCCGACUCACGCGGAAUAUAUUAUAUUAAAUAAUUAUAUUUUGUAAAGAAAUGUAUUCUUUCAGAUAUUUUGAACAUUUAAUUUACUAAUAAAUGAUUAAUGGUUAAAUUGAAGAUUGUAUAAUUAAAUUUAGUUA